GAUAAUUGCUCCCGUCGGCUCACGGACGUCUCCAUCAACCAUUUCCUUUGUUGUUUGUUUUCUUCUUAGAAAACUCCCACGAGUCUGCGUUUACAGCCUUUGCUUCUGUGCGUCCACCCCAAAUCGUCGUCCUCCUCUUUACCUUUUUUUUUAAGCUUUCGCUGGCUCACGGCAUCAUCAAGGCAACUUAAACACACACACACAUACCUUACAUACCUCUCCCUCCGUUUUUCUUGCUGUCCGCCAUGUCCACCGAGGAGUGCUUCUGCAUCGGCAACAGAAACAAGCACGUCGUGCGGGUGCCGAUCGCCAUCGCCAACGAACUCUUCGGUAUCCUGAACAUGGACGCCGUCUUCGACAUCGUGAAGCAAAUCCACGGCGACAUGGAGGCGGGCGAUGAGGAUCAGGCCGAGGACGCGGAGGAGCUGAAAGUGGAGGAUUUGGAGUACAGCGACAGGGUGCUCGACGUCGUGCAGGAGUACGCGUUGCUGCCGCCGAUCGAUCGCACCAGCAACAUCCCGCGCCCGUUGACGCAGGACCUGAAGAGCGUGGUGUCCGCUGCGGCGAUGGACCUCGUGACGGCGGCCGAGAAGAACGACUACCUGGUGGACCUGCUGAACUGUUCCAUGUUUCUUCGCUGUGACCAACUCACGGCGCUCUGUGCGGCGUACAUGGCGAUGCGCAUCGAUGAAAUCGCGAAGGGAGCACCCGAUAUCAUGGCGGGUGCGCAGCGUAUCCGUGACUUCAUGCACAUGGAGAACGAGUGGACGCCGGAGGAGAUGGUGUACCUGCGGGAGGAAAUGAAUUACGCUAAAAGUGUGGACCCGAACGUGUACUGA
Molecule: messenger RNA, 839 nt
Organism: Leptomonas pyrrhocoris
Lineage: Eukaryota; Euglenozoa; Kinetoplastea; Trypanosomatida; Trypanosomatidae
Exons: 1
Coding region: 246-839 (197 amino acids)
Biological process (GO): ubiquitin-dependent protein catabolic process
Source: RefSeq, a predicted model, not a curated record